AUGAAUUCCUUCUUCUGCGAAGACACAAGGGAGGAAGAACAGCUCCUCCAGAAAAUCAUCCAAGUUAAGGAAGACACCUUGCCCAAAGUUAUCCUCGAAAUUGUAAGCAACAAAUGUUUGUCGAAAAAGACAUCAAAGGGGGAGCAGGCGAAGGUCAAAGUGGAGCCCCACUUUUCGGGGCACUCUCCCGUGAUGAAUCAAAGCCAUGAUGAAUGGAGUGACCACACGUAUGCAGCCAAAAAGGAGGAACAAAGUAACGCCCAACCUGCGAACAGCGAAAUUCUGAACAAAGAAGUGCACGCGAAUAUUUUCACUUUCCAUCUUAAAAAAAAUGGACAUGUCAACGCAGACACUUUUUUUAUACCCUAUAAAAGUAACAAUAAUGAGGACGUCAUAAGAGAGUACACGUAUAGUUACGGCUAUUACGAUGUGUACAGUCCGAAUAUUGAGAAGACGAACAAACUCUUUCACGCGAAUUAUAAUCCGUUGUGUGAUGUUGCAGGAGAAGGGGGUGAAGGGGUGAUUGGUCAGAAGAAGGUUAAAAUAAAACAGGAGGGGGUAGACGCAGAGGAAGAUCAACUACCUCCAGACGGAUUUGUCGAAUGGAGCAUGCAAAAAGGUGGGACAACGGAAGGCGCUCCAGUAGGAUCACUCCCCCUUACAAAUGCAAACGACCCCUGUACAGCAAACAACAUGGAAAAGUUUCUUGUCCACUUUAGGGGAAGACUGUUCAUCGGAUGUAAUCUCAUCUAUUCUCACUUCAAGUGUAACACCUUUCUAGGCACCAUACAAAGUGGAGAAUUGGACGAAGGGGAAGGCACCCCCGUCACAGAAAACGAUCUCCAUUUUGUUAAAAAGGAAAUACAAACAUACAACACAAUUCAUAAUGCCACUUAUUGGAAGCAGGAUGAAUAUCCGGAUGUGUCCGAUCCGAAUAUUCAGAAGUUCCUCUUCCUAACGGUCGUGCCGGCACUGUGUGAUUAUUCGGAGGAGGGGGAACAACUCACCGAUGACGUUCUGUUUUAA
Molecule: messenger RNA, 1026 nt
Organism: Plasmodium coatneyi
Lineage: Eukaryota; Apicomplexa; Aconoidasida; Haemosporida; Plasmodiidae
Exons: 1
Coding region: 1-1026 (341 amino acids)
Biological process (GO): RNA catabolic process
Cellular component (GO): ribonuclease H2 complex
Source: RefSeq, a predicted model, not a curated record